Molecule: messenger RNA, 3391 nt
Organism: Rhagoletis pomonella (apple maggot)
Lineage: Eukaryota; Metazoa; Arthropoda; Insecta; Diptera; Tephritidae
Product: mediator of RNA polymerase II transcription subunit 15-like
Exons: 4
Coding region: 1050-2927 (625 amino acids)
Source: RefSeq, a predicted model, not a curated record
UAAAUUUGUUAGGAUUCUGAAAUGCAUCACACUCGAAACCCUACCUUAUAAAAAUUAUAUUUCAACUUAUGCAGCUGCAACCGGGUCCACUCACGUCCUACAUGUUUACCAAUCUUCUGUGACCAUGCAGCAGCCAAGUUUCUUACAGAACUCCGCCUAUUUUGUUUAAUAAUGUUGCUUAAUUGCCGAAUAUCGCGGUCGGAAAUCACUGAUUUUCGACCUCCCACGUGCUCUUUUGGCAAAAUCUGUCCAGUUUCGUUAUAAUUUCUAAUUAUACUUUGCACCGUAGGAGUUGGAACAUUAACUUCUCUUGCAAUUUCGCGAUAACUUUUCUUAAAUUUGUAUUUAUCAAUAAUAAAUUCACGAAUUUCUUUGCAAAGGGCUUUUCCGCGUGCCAUUAUGAAAUUCAAAACUGAACAAACUGCUCGCCAAUAAUGCACAAACUGAUUACAAGGUCACGGCGUGCUAUAAAAUUGAAUUUUUUAACGAUACCCCUUACAAAGCUUACUGUAUGAAGCAAAAGUGGUCGCCUUUGUUUUCUUAAUAUUAACAAGUCUUUUCGAAAUAAGAUGAUAUUUCUUUUAUACGUAGAAAAAUUUAAUUUUUCUUAGUUUGUUCUAAAACUGAUAAAUCGAGCUAUCUAAGAAAACAUAAUUAGCUUAUAAAAAGAUCCAUAGCCUACUUAUGAAAAAUCUAUAAAAAUAGCGGUGUACAAAAAUGUCCAAGUGUAUGAAGUAAUAGUGGUUAGGGCAAGUAGUCGAGGAAAAACCUGUUCUUACAGCUGACAGCUGCUGCUGUUGCUUCAACGAAGAAAAAUAGCUGACAAGUACGCGGAUUUUGUGCAUUAAAUGGCAUAAUUCAACCUGCAAAUUACUUUUAUGAACGAACCCUUCCAACAACUACAGAAAAGACCACUAAUCCCAAAAGUACCACAUUUGGGUAAAAAUUUCUAAUUGAUAAACAGCUUAAAAGGGUACUAAAGUAUUAUCUGUACCCCGUACGUGUGCGCGUGAAAUAGGGCGGCAAAAACGCCGAAACCAUAAACGGAUAUGGAAGUGCGGGGGAAAUGUCGCUGGAAAGCUAAUCAAAAAACCCAAAAGCAACUGCAAGAGAAACAACAAGAACUGCAGCCACAACAAACAACACAACAACUACUUCAACUAGCCCAACGGAAAUGCCACCAAAAGCAAAGCGAAAGAACGAACCACCUACGACUACAUAAAACUCAAAACCAACAACUAGAACAAAACCCACACCACACAAGGCCUAAACCUUCUAUCAUCACACAACAACAGCCGAAAACACUGCAACACACAUACAGCACCAAUGAGCGACAGCAGCAACAGCAACAGCAACAACAGAAGGAGUGCCAACGAGAGCCCAAACUAUCGCCCAUCUAUCAUCAUCGAUGGCCAAUGCUACCGUUGCUCCUGACGCACACACCCACCAAAAUACACACGCCAUCGGCAAAGCCUACACGCACAUCAACAAAUCCAAAUGUGGUCAAUAAGAUUGGACGCUUCACUGCAGCUGCCACUUCCUGUAGCAUAGCAAUUGUAGCUGUGACGAAAACAAAAACCCUUUCGAAAAUCGUGUGCGGUUGUAUGAAACGACUUACUUGGCUAUGGUUGCUGGCGCUGCUCGGCACUGCGCAAUUUACGGCAACAGCUCCAACCCUCGCAGCGACAAGUACAGCUGCAGCUGCCAUAGGCGUACUGCUUGCGCCGAAACUACUGCCACAUGUGAUGUUCACCACCACCACCACCAGCACCAGCGCCGCCACCGCCGUCGCGACUGCCGCAGCAAUUCUGGCUCACGCAUCCGCUGCACAUGCGGCCAUCAUUGCCGCUGAUCACAGCACCGCGACCAGCAGCACUAUUGAGCCGCGUCUAAGGCGCUACAAAUUUCCCAUUGGGGAAGCAGACGUGGCGGAAAUGGUUGUUGACCCUAAUGCAGAUGCAGAUGCGGAUGCGCUGGUGCAGGUGCAGGUGAAGCGCAUUUACUUGUUGGAUAAUGAAGGGGAUGAUGAUGCGGCGUCACCGCCGGCACCCUCCAAUGACGAGUUUGACGAAGCAGAAGAAGAGGUGGUGCCAGCACAGGAAGCAUUGUACGCAGAUGAAGAUGAGGAUGAAACUGAAACUGAACAGCUGGUGCAGCAGGCGUCCAACCGAAAGUUGAAUAGCAAUGAACAACAGUGGCUAGUGUUCUAUAGACGCGUGCAACAUGCUACUGAGCAAGAGGCACAGACACAUCAGAAGCCACAACGCCAACAAUCUGCCACCCAUCGUAAUUACCAACACGACGAUGGUGGUCGUGAAUUAUUGCCUAACAUUCGCGAUCAUUCCAAGCUGGACGAUGUUGGCGUAGCGUCCACAAAAACCGAUGCGACUGCGUUGCUCACUGACAGUGAGUUAGCGGAUAAUUUGGAGCACAAACACGUUACCAAACGCAGUGCAACAACUAAACUGUCAUCGACGACGGUCGCCCCAACUAGCGGUGCGCCAGUAGAAGUAAUUGUGGGCUCUGGUAAAGCUACGAGUAACGUAACAGCGGCAGCGGACAGCACUGUGGAGGAAAAGUGCGAGCCAAAGGUGCUCGAUGAGGUGCCACCCGAACCGGUUGUAGCUAUGAAAAGCCUCCUUCAAAAUGGUGGAGUAGUAAAAAACCUUAAAAAUAUUUUGAGCACAGCCAUUACUGCAGACUACAACUUAUAUGGAAUACAUGGCAAGAAGAGCCUUAAAGACGUCUCAAAUUUUUAUGCUGCUCUGAAGGCAUCUAUUGUGGCCCCAGCAGGAAAAAGUGUGGAAGAUCAGCUGCGUCACGCCAUUCAAAAUCAAAAAAAAAAGAUACUUCAAGUCCUUAGCAACAGCCAAGAGCGAUUAGUGUUUCUAAUAUUUUUAUGCAGUUUUAUUGGGUUUUUGUUUUGAUAGUGCAUUUUGAAUUCCCGGCACAUAAUUUAAUAUCCAAGUUAAUUUAAUAUUUCGAUUAUAAAAAUAUUGUUAUCAGCGGUUCGCGUUUGAAAGGAAAUCAAAAAUAUGUAAAAUAUGUAAUGUAAUAUUUUAAUAUCACAAAGGUACUUCAAGUGCUUAUCAUUAGCGAAGACCGAUUAGUGUUUGUAAUACUUUUUUACAACUUCAUUAACUGAUUUUUUUAUAGUGCAUUUUGAAUUCCCGGCACAUAAUUUAAUAUCCAAGUUAAUUUAAAAUUUCGAUUAUAAAAAUAUUGUUAUCAGCGGUUCGCAUUUGAAAGGAAAUCAAAAAUCCAUGUUACUCAAAGUUUCAAACUCUGUAACAAAGUUACAAUUUGAAUAAUAACGCAUGUAUUUCAUAUUAAAAAAAAUGAGCAACAUCGUCAGCAAAACGAAAUUAUAAAAAUUAACGAGAAUUUGUAG